UCAUCCCCUUGGGCUCUGGAGGAAUCUUUAUAAAAGCUCUUGCAACUCUUAAAAAGGGUUUGUUUGGGUUCAGCUGCUCGGGGAUCAGGCUGAUCUACAUCCCGGAAGAAUGUCAAAGACAGGUGUGAAGUGCGUCACGACUCCAUGCGUCACCUCGAUCCCAGAUGCGAAAGUGAUUAUACACCCACCAUCGCUUAAGCUCACUCUACCAGGGCUGAUCCUCGCCACAUCGCCCGGUAAAACCCUUGUGGAAACGGAGACUGCAUGCCUCACCAAUGGGUUGGAUGGAUGUUCCACGGCGCUCGUAACCAAGUCCUCUGGUCCGCGUGCUCUUUGUGGCUCCACUCCGUGUUGUAUAUCAACCACUCCUGACUCUCAAAUGGUGAUAAAACCCCCACCCGUAUGCAUUACGAUCCCCGGUGCUGUCCUAACCAGUUUCCCGAAUGAAUGCCUUAUAGCAACCUCACAACCCUGCAUCCCUGCUGGCUCCCAGCCACCUGCUAUUACUCGUUCGGCAUCAGUUAGCGAUGGGCCCAUGGUCUCGACUCCUCUGUCUCGCUCGUCCUCUGUCCCAUGUGGGCUUGAUACAGCAUCGGCAUGUGUGGCGCAAGGCCCAAGUUCCAAAGUGGUGAUAUACCCUCCGCCAAUUGAACUCAUCAUUCCGGGACCCCUUCUUGAAAUUGAAGCGGAGGAGUGCGCCGUGGAAGUCCACAACCCAUGCGAAACUGCAGGUGCCAUCACCAGUGGGGAGCAGAAUGAAACCAAGGCCCUGACGUCACAUGCAAACUCCUGCACUGAAGUGUGUGGGUCGCUGGGUUCUUCUCCAUGUGUUUCCCAGGGCCCGGAGAUGAAGAUAACCAUACAGCCCCCUCCAAUCGAAGUGGACCUCCCUGGACCGAUUCUUCGAGUCUUCCCUGAAGAAUGCAAAGUAGAAACGUUUAGCCCAUGUGCUCCUGAGAAUCUAGCACUGGGUGAAUCUUCUCGUCCAGCCCUCACCAACGGUGAUAGCUCACUGUCCACCGGAAAGCGUCCUCUGCCUGACAUCAGAAGGCCCCCACGCCCUUGGGCGGAGAUUUACAGUCGGUCCGUGACUCCACGAAGCCUUACAGCAGGCCCACAGCCAAUGAUAAAGCACCGCAACUCCUUCAGCUCUGCAAGCUGCUAUUGAACGCCAACCGAAUGUAGAACGACAAGGAGCGCUUGGCUGUGUAGUUUAGUGGAUGGGAGUGAGUCCUGAACCAUAACCUGUAUAGAACGAAAUUCCCUAAUGUUAUACAAAAGUGGCUUCCAUUGAAAUUCAUGGGAUUAAAAUGCACACUUAGGACCCAUUGGUUUCUACGGGACUUUCAGAUGAAUUUAGCUGUGACUGGAUUAUUGUCCUUCUUGAUGAGACAAUUUGAUAGUCCGUAGAAGAAAAGUUGCCUUAAGAAUCCUGCUUGUUACCUGUGCUUUUGCAUUCAAGAGCACACAUGUAUAGUACAAAUGUCAGGUGGUAUUUAACUGUCAUGGCUUCCCUCCAAGCUCUACCUGGAACUGAGCAUUAAAAAUGGACUAGUUAGGUCAGACUGAGUCUCUUCAGGACCAGGAUUCUGUUUCCAAAGAGACCAGCCGGUUGCUCUCAUCUGUUCUCUGUCCCCGAGAGGGGAAAAAUUAUCCAGGGGAAUAGUCCUCCUGGAAAGUCCAUGUAGCUAUGAGAGCUACAUGACUCACCCAGUCUUUUUAUCAGGAGUGGGGGGGGGCUAUGGCUCAGUGGUUGAUUGUAUCCAGAGGGUACCAGGUUGAAUCCUCGUCAUUUCUGAUUAAAUUAUCUCUGGUAGAAGGUGGUAGGCCAGACCCUUAUCUGUCGCAGAUUGACUGCCAAUUAGAAAAGGUGAUACUGAGCUAGAUGAACCAGUGGUGGGAAUCCAUAUAAAGUCACUUCUUAUGUUCAAUGGAUUCCAUUUCAUUACUGCUUCAUGCACCCAUAAUGUUAAGUGAGAUGAAAGUGGGCUAAGAUUUGUCAUUCCAUUUGAAAUGGACACAGCAUACCAUAACCCUGAACAGUUUUGCUAGGAAGUAAGCCCUAUUAAACAGAAUAGCACCUAGUUUUAAGUAAGUGUGUUUAGGACUACAAGCUGUAUUCCAUGAGGAAUAGGGAACUUUGGGGGGUGGGGUGAGAGGCAGAGAUGAAGUUAAGGAUAUAUAUUUUUUUGCUAAAUUAAAAGUAAUAGGCUUUUUAUUUAUGGAUGUGUAGUUAGAUAUUUUUAACAAAUGUGCAUCAUGAUGUAACUAAUACCCAAACUUUGUGUGUGUGAUGUGACUUUUUUUUUUAAUUCUGACUGUCCAAUUGCAACU
Molecule: messenger RNA, 2334 nt
Organism: Gekko japonicus
Lineage: Eukaryota; Metazoa; Chordata; Lepidosauria; Squamata; Gekkonidae
Exons: 2
Coding region: 110-1168 (352 amino acids)
Cellular component (GO): intermediate filament
Molecular function (GO): structural constituent of cytoskeleton
Source: RefSeq, a predicted model, not a curated record